Messenger RNA from Amphiprion ocellaris (clown anemonefish), 3238 nucleotides. Its product is annotated as sentrin-specific protease 5-like. Gene Ontology annotation, cellular component: nucleus. The transcript has 10 exons. The coding region runs from base 466 to 2073 and encodes 535 amino acids. NCBI's taxonomy places the organism in Eukaryota, Metazoa, Chordata, Actinopteri, Pomacentridae. Gene Ontology annotation, biological process: protein desumoylation. The record is from RefSeq and is a predicted model, not a curated record. Gene Ontology annotation, molecular function: deSUMOylase activity.
GUGCGCAAUGGACUGUGGUGGACACUGGAUGCUAAAUACGCUGCUGAUUCAGAGAGGGAAACAUCUUGUUAUGAAUAAAAAAUGCAGUAAUUAUUCAAUAAGCAGACACCGGAGACCUUUGUCAGACAUAAACUCAUCCCGCUCAGAGGACUAACGGAGACAAACGAUUCAGUAACGCUGAUGUCCAAACUGUGCAGAUGAAGUCACGAGAAGCCAAGGCACAGAUGACGACCCCCUAACUAAGCUAUGAAAAUCCUGUGAAGCUGUGGGUGAACCUUCAGAUACUUCAGCAUCCAGCGCUACUCUUCACCUUUUCACUUUUAAUUUACGCUGGCACAGCCGGUAAAAGCUGACCUGAAGUAUCAACUGGAAGCUAAAUCUGAGACGGUGGACCAUUACCUGGAAAUUAAUUAUCUCCCAGAUGCAAAGAAUAGAAAUUAAAAUAAAGUUUCAGUACUGUUGCAUAUGAAUCAUCUGACUCCCACCUGCCCCUCCAGCAGACAAAAGGUUUCCUACAGCUCCAUGAUCACAUGUGAGUCUCCAUUGUUCAGUUUUUUCAACCUGUGCCAGAUGCACCAAACACACAGCCAGAGAAGCAAAGCAAAAUGCUUGAAGAGGAGGAAGGGGUUCACUUCUUCAAUCAAGGGAGUAUCUCAUCUGUCCAGACGGGCCAAGAGACGCUUGUAUUGUAAAUUACAACUUUGGAUGUGGAGGAAGCGGAGAGAAAAGUGCCGUUUUGGGAUAUUCCAAGGUAAAAAACGGAUCCACUCUGGCUCCAGCCCCUGCCUUGGUUUAAAGACAGAGAGAAGUAAAAGGAAAAGUCCAACGUACCAGACACUAAAUGGAGAAAACUCACAAGUAAGAGCAUCAGCCCUUGUAUUAGCUCUUGGACGUGAUACUGGAGGUUCAGAGGACACCUUCAGAAUGCAGAAUCGCUUCUUAAAACUGACUAAAUCUGACGGUUUGUCAGGAACGUUCAUUGAUUCGGACACAAAUGUUCCUGGCACCAUCAGUCAGACUUUACCAACAGCGAGUAGUGAAAUUACUGGCACUUUAAAACAAACCGUCAGACCCCUGCUGAGUACAGCCAGUGAUGGGUGUGAAGGUAGUACACAGUUAAAGGUACCAAGAACAAUGACGGCACGCAGACUUGAGGCUGGCGGUCCAUCAGAACACCACAUUUCUGUCACUGUACGUCAGGAGCAGACGACACACAGAGAUACUGAUGGGAGAAUCAGCUGUAAACACACAGCAUCUCCUCAGAGUGACAUCAGUCUCAAAGCACUGACCCAGGACAUCCAUGAGUUUCUCGAUGACUUCUACAGAACAUAUGGAAGUUUCAUCCCACUACAGAAGAGCGACGUGUUGAGGCAUCUGAAGAGGAAGUUUAACAGUCAUUGGAGCGACAGGAAGAACAUCAUCUUCUCUGAAGUUACCAGAUAUCAAACUGCGAUCGUUCAGAAAUCUGCUCCCUCUUUCCAGGUGGUUUACAAGAAACACACACUGACACUGGAUGAUCUGUUGACUCUGGCAGAUCAGAACUGGCUCAAUGACCAGGUCAUGAACAUGUAUGGAGAGCUGAUCAUGGAGUCCUCCCAUCACAAGGUCCAUUUUCUCAACAGCUUCUUCCACCGACAGCUCAUGACCAAAGGAUAUGAUGGUGUUAAGAGAUGGACAAAGCAGGUGGAUUUGUUUUCUAAGAGCCUUCUUCUGGUGCCCGUCCACCUGGAGGUUCACUGGUGUCUGGUGACAGCUGACAUCGUCAAAAAGAAAAUCUGCCUUUAUGACUCUCAAGGGAAUGCCCUCCAGAAAGUUGCAAGGAACAUCCUGAAGUACUUGAUGACAGAAGCGAAAGAGAAGCAGCAAACAGCUUUCGAAAACGGUUGGGUGGUGUCGUUUGAUGAGAAAAUCCCACAACAGACCAACGAGAACGACUGUGGAGUCUUCGUCUUGGAGUAUUCUAGAUGCCUUGCUCUGACCAGACCGCUCCAGUUUUCACAGAACGACAUACCAAAGAUACGAAAGAGGAUCUACAAAGAACUCUGUGAUUGUAGGCUCCAUGAACAGGACUGACAAGUUGUUUACAGCUGUGUGUGUUCAUUGGCGACGAAUGAUUUGUGCUGCUACUGAUUAAGGUAUGAAAUGUCUCGCUUGUUUCUGUGUCGGGUGUCAUUGUCAGCUCCAUAGCAGACUUACAGCACUGUGCUUAGUGCAGUGCGUAGUCUAUGUGUAACCCCAGCAGUAAGGACAGUAUCUGUCUUUACAUGGUCAGCCACAGCAUUAAAACCACCCGGGUGUUAUUGUGUCAUCCCAACAGAUGCUCCAUCAGAUUGAGAUCUGGCGAAUUUAGAGGCCAAGUCAACACUUUGAAGCACUUUGUCGUGUUCCUCGAAACAUUCCUGAACAAUAUUUGCAACACUGUUAAGGUAGGUGUCAAAGUAACAUCCACAUGAAUGCAUUGCCCAGAGCGUCACACUGCCUCUGCUGGCUUGCCUUCUUUCAAUAGUGCAUCCUGCUGCCGCCUCUUUCCGGAAAAAAAAACGCUCUCCCAUUGCUUCACGGUCCAGAUUUGAUGCCCGUUGUAGGAGUCACAGGGUCCCUCUGUCCAGUCUGCAAGCUCAUAUGCAGCACGCUGUGAUGAAUUCUGACACUUUUUUUUUUUUUUUUUUUAUCAUAGCAGCAUUAAGUUUUUCAGCAGUUUGUGCUAUGGUAGCUUUCCUGUGGCUCAGAUCUUAAUGCUGCUCAUUUUUUCUGCUUCAAACACAUCAAUUUCAAAACUCACUGUUCACGUGCUGCCUAAGAUAUUCCACCUCUCGUCAGGUGCCGUCGUUAAGAGAUAAUCAAACUCAGUCUGUCGGUGUUUUAAAUGUUGUGGCUGAUCGGUUUAUAUCCCGGUUCAGACUAAACCAUAAUCCAUGUGUGAUUACUGUAUUUAUAUGAUCACUAUUUAAUCAGGCAUGUUAGACCUCAACAUGAAGUCGUUUAAAGUGCACCAGCAGAGCCUUACUGAAUCUGUCAUGGCCCCCGUGUAUGUUUAGGUGUGACUUGUUUUUUCUGUUAAAAUAUCUGAAUGCCUUAUUUGCACAUUUUUACAUCAAACCUGUUGUUGUUUGCAGCUUAGUUUACUGAUUAACACCAGAUGACUGAACUGAAGUCGUGCGUUUUGUUGUGUAUUAUUUCUGUUGCAUAAGAAAAAUGUGUAUAUAAGGUUUAAAUUAAAUGAGCCAUUUUCCAAACA